GCCAGGUCACCAUGGUGGAGACAGGAGCUGAUUGGGCCGAUGCUCAGGACUGUGAGGUUUUGGUUAUUUUGCAGCCAGCAGAGAGAACAUUCCUGAUCUGAUCCCGGCUGCUCGCCCUGCCUCCCUCCAGACCUCCUCUCCUCCAAGCCACAAGUGUUUGAUUCGCUGCCUGGUCCUGCAUGUUAAUGAGCAGAGGCAGCGUGGAGCGGUUUAAAGCUGGCUCAGCCUCCAGACGGAGCGGCAGGAGAGUUGGAGACGCAUCCAAAGCGCGCAGGACGCACAGACGGAGUUCAGAGCGACGACAAGCAGAAAACCUUCCUUCCUUCCUUCCCUGCAAGUGGAUUUAAUCUGCAGCCACCAACGUCCGUCCAGUUCGCAUUUCCUCCUGACCGCUGAGGAAUCCAGUCUGUGGAACUUCUGUUUUUCAGAACCAGUAUUUCACGCCAUGCAUCGGUGCAAAGUGCUGCUGCUGCUGCUCAUCCUGCACUUCCUGAGCGCAGAAGCCUAUAAGUGCAGAUGCACCAGAAAAGGACCAAAGAUCAGAUAUAAGGACGUUCAGAAGCUGGAGAUCAAACAACAUCCCUUCUGCCAAGAGAAGAUGAUAUUCGUCACCAUGGAGAACAUGUCUCGGUUCAAAGGUCAGGAGUACUGCCUGCACCCCAACCUGCAGAGCACCAAGAACCUGGUCAAAUGGUUCCGCAUCUGGAAGGACAAGCACAGGGUGUACGAAGCCUAAGUCGUCCAUCUCUCCAGAACAACAAGGAUCAAGUGAUCCAGACCGGGACAGAACCAGAACUGUUCUGAGAAGAAGACCUGCUGCAUCUGUAGUCUGUAAAUAAUCUGACGGGAUUAUUUUAGUUUCCCGUCCAGGUAGUUCCAUUACUCACAUCGUUCCCGGCCUCCACGGCCUCGUCAGGUUUUAUUUAAAGAACCGUCUCGGUUAUUUUACCUCCUCGGAUUCUACCAACGCGAGUCGGUUCAGGUUCUGCAGAAACACACAAACCAACAACAUGUUCACAUGAAACACACAAACCAACAUGUUCACAUGAAACACACAAACCAACAUGUUCACAUGAAACACACAAACCAACAACAUGUUCACAUGCAGCCAGAGAAACGAUUCGUCAUUCAUUCAAUACAUUCGAUCCUUUUUCUAGAAAAGAUACUGACAUUCUGGAAGAGACUGUGUGUGUGUGUUUGUGUGUCCAACUAGCACAACACUUUCCACCAUGUUGUUUGUAAAGUAUUCUCUGGUUUAGUUGCAGGUCGUAGGUCACAGGUCGUAGGUCGCAGGCCGUUCUGCAUGGACAGCUGUGUUUAUGUGAGUUAAAGUAUAAAUAAUGCGAAUCUCUCCUGUUCUAUUCGUCUGUUAGGUUAAGAUUUGUUAUUUCAUCCAAACAGUUUUUAUUUGUUCAAAGCAUCAGUUAGAUUUGCUCCUUUAACCACAGAUGGAUCCUCUUCUUCAAUCUUCAUCCUGUCUGUAUUAUUCUUAUAUAUCAUUGAAGAGGUCAAAUAAAAUCUUUAAGAUCUAAAAUGAAA
Molecule: messenger RNA, 1539 nt
Organism: Poeciliopsis prolifica (blackstripe livebearer)
Lineage: Eukaryota; Metazoa; Chordata; Actinopteri; Cyprinodontiformes; Poeciliidae
Product: C-X-C motif chemokine 14-like
Biological process (GO): cell chemotaxis; antimicrobial humoral immune response mediated by antimicrobial peptide
Cellular component (GO): extracellular region
Molecular function (GO): chemokine activity
Source: RefSeq, a predicted model, not a curated record